AUGGCGCUUGGACACAUUGUGCGCUGCCAGCGCUUCUUUUGGCUCGGCCUUCGCGACCGUGUGCGGGUGAGCAAGAUGAUAAGUGGCGCCUUGCCCAUCCCCGCUGGCGAUGCGAUGACGUCGGUGGUGCCGGUCAAGGCUAUUCGGGCGGUCGCGGCGGCAGCUCAGCAGACGCCACGGCCGCCACUGCCAUGGUUUGUGCGGCCGUGGAGUCGCCAGCUGCCACACGACCCUGCGUUCGGUCAAUUUGUCGCCCAGCCUAUGGUCGUCCCUAUGUACUGCGGCCUGCGCUUGAUUGACGAGUUCGGCCACGUCAACAACGCCAAGUACCUUGAACUGUGCGAGUUGGCUCGGUGGCGUCAGCUGUCGUUCCUCGGCAUCGGCACCGUGAUGGCGCGGCUUCGCGUGGCGUUCGUGGUCUCCGACGUCUCCGUAACUUAUCAGCGGGAAAUACGACCGUGUAGCACGGUGUGGUUGGUGACGCGAAUUCUUCUCCCGCCGUCCAGCACUGCCUUUGCCGGCCCGCCAUCUUCGUCAUUGUCAGGGGCGGCGCCAUCAUCAGACAAGAAGCGCUUGUACAUUGAACAUGAGAUCUGGAGCAAGGAUGGGCGUAAGCUGCACGCUACGUCGACUCUCGGAGCGGCCCUCAUCGGUCCUGUUAAGUACGAGCAGGAGCUGGCUCGACGCUACGACCCAACUGCUUCCGCCACAGCAGCGGCGGCGCCUCACGCGGCUGCAGGCACCCGUGUCCGUCAGCGUACGACAUUGAACUGCGAGCAAGUUCUGGCUGACGUCUUGGGUCUUUCUUCCGUGGCGGAGCUGCGCAAGCUGUUCGAGUCUGCUGACCAUGUCUGCACCCCCGUUGUGGGUGACGGCGACGCCACCGCCGCGGCUGCGGCCAAAUCAGGUGAGGUGCUUGACAAGGAAAGCGCAGAGCGGCAGGAGCGCAUCGCGGGCCUCACCCACAUCUGGGGCACAUCACGCAAUCAACUGCGCCAUAAGUCGCUCGUCGUGUCUCCGCCACCGUCGUCUUGUAGCACACUCAACUCCAAGACGGGCCCCAAGCUUUGA
Molecule: messenger RNA, 1071 nt
Organism: Leishmania mexicana MHOM/GT/2001/U1103
Lineage: Eukaryota; Euglenozoa; Kinetoplastea; Trypanosomatida; Trypanosomatidae
Exons: 1
Coding region: 1-1071 (356 amino acids)
Source: RefSeq, a predicted model, not a curated record